Formica exsecta is the source of this 1974-nucleotide messenger RNA. It is a transcript of the gene Nprl3, whose product is annotated as GATOR complex protein NPRL3. The transcript is spliced from 7 exons. Lineage: Eukaryota; Metazoa; Arthropoda; Insecta; Hymenoptera; Formicidae. Gene Ontology annotation, biological process: negative regulation of TORC1 signaling; positive regulation of autophagy; TORC1 signaling. The record is from RefSeq and is a predicted model, not a curated record. Gene Ontology annotation, cellular component: GATOR1 complex. The coding region runs from base 117 to 1751 and encodes 544 amino acids.
UCAUCUGUGAUCUGUGGAUCGUGACAAGUGUAUCUCGAUCUAACCUAUUUUUAUAGAAACUACCUAUUUUUAUAGAAACUACAGUUUUAUUUAAAUUUAAUUAUUGAUUGCAAAACAUGGAAAUCCAUCCACUAAGUAUAAUUUUAGUAAAAAGCGAUAGUAAGGGUGAUAGAUUGUUAUUUCGAUAUCCUCACAUGACAAAUCAUGUAAGGGAUUCGGGCCAAUGCACUAAACGAAAAAAUCCUUAUUCGCUAACGAAUACGGAAGACUUGUUGCAAUCUUUGCCAUUUUCAACAUCGAAUAUAAGUAAUGGGAAUCUAACUGGUUUAACGGAUGAAGUUCUAUCUACUUUAUUUGCUGUAAAGCCAGAAUUAUGCGAACAGAAAUUCGAAUUAAAAGUAAAUGAUGUUCGCUUUGUUGGACAUCCGACUUUAGUUCUAUCUCGUAGCUUAAAGGAAGUAAAUUCUUCUAUGCUUUUCAAUAUAGUCUUUGCACUGCAAGCACAAGCGAGUUAUUCGAUAGUAAGAUGUUACUAUGACCUAAGUAAAAGAUUAGGCAUAGCGUUGAGACAUGAGGAAAGAAGAUGUGGUUUUCUGACGGAUGAAAUAAAAAUAAUGGUCUCUACACACGAUGAAAUUGCUGGAAGAUCCGAAGGUGAGAGUGAUUGUGAUGAAUCACCGUACGAAUUAAUCCUUCAACGAAGCUCACUAGCACGUGGUUUAAAGUCUGUCUUUAGUAAUCUCAGUACUUCUGGCAUAGUCAGUAUUAUGAUUAACAAGUGGAUUCAAGUGCGCUUCUGUCUUCCUCAGAAAGUUCACCAAUCGCAUAAGAAAGGUCUACUCAUUGACCCUGAAAUUAUAGAUAGAUGUUUGAAUAGUUUAAGACCUUAUCAUGGCAUACUUUUAUUGACAGAGCCGUUAGACUUGCUAGAAUCUUUGCAAAUAGACUGCUCUCCGGCACUUAAACGUUUGAUUCAAAUGUACAAUCCAUUGAAAAGUCUACAAACUUUAGCAGCAAAUUCGGAUUUGACGCUCGCCCAGGUGUUUCAGCUAACUGGCCAUUUAGUUUAUUGGGCGAAAGCUACAAUAAUUUACCCACUUUGUGAAAGCAAUGUCUAUGUUAUCUCGCCUGAUGCUAUUUUGACCAGUCAAUUACUAGACUCUUUCUCCGAACAUUUCCCAGGAGUUUGCUUACUUCAAGUCAUCAGUGAUUUCUCCUUACCAACUUCCAUUAGCCAAAAGUUGAAUCCUUUAAGCCAACCACAUCAACAAACGCAAUUAGUAAAGAUAAUUAUAUGGCUAUUAAAGAAUCAUCUGCUUCUACAAUUGCAUACAUACGUGCGGUAUAUACCAACAGCAUAUGGGCGUUUAUCAUUAGAUACAAAAGAAGACCAAGAAACAUGUGACACAGACGUGAUAGAAAAAAGCGGAAGCACAUGGAGUUUAAACGAGACACCAAAAGGAACGCCUACCGAAAUGAAAGAGGAAUUGUCACUCGUAAAUAAGAAGGAUGCGUUAUAUGAUUAUCAAUCCGAGGAUUACGAUAUUCCUUCUGAUGAUAGGAAGCUACUCGAUAGAUUGUGCCAUCUUGGCUAUUUUAAUGGUGGUUAUCACUUGGAGGAGAUUAUGUAUUUAGAAAACAUUCGUAGAUCCCAGUUGUUACAACUUCUUGAUAAAUUUCGGGAUGUCUUAAUGACUUCCGAAUGCGAAGACCCCGCUAUAGCACUCUUUUACAGCCAAUUGGAUUCUUAAAAUUUUUUUAUCUAUACAUAAUAUACAUAUACAAUAAUAGAGUCUCUAUAUCAGUAUUAUAUACACAAAUAUAUAUACAUAUAUAUGACACCUAAAGAGAAACACUUUUCUAAACUGAAAUAAACAUUAUACAAACAAUUAUAAUUUGUAUAAUUUUAGGAAGCAUGUAUAUAUAAAGUUGAUUUUUUUUCUCAAGACCAUUAUUUCCCGUUUUCAUGAAAAA